This is a messenger RNA of Racocetra persica, 612 nucleotides long. The record is from the annotation of a GenBank genome assembly. Lineage: Eukaryota; Fungi; Glomeromycota; Glomeromycetes; Diversisporales; Gigasporaceae.
AUUCAUUCUAAUCUUCCAACCAAGUUGCAAAAAUUACAAUAUUCGUCAAACAUCAUAGAUCAGUAUGAAAUCUGUCAUUUUUGCCAGUUUGAAUCAAGGAUCGUACCAGAUGGUCUUAGCAAAAAUUAUCCAAAAAAUAUUCGUUUCGAUCUGCUACCUAAUCGUAUCAAUAAAUUUUUAUCGCAAUUGUUAGAAAUCGUAAAUAAAAAUAGGAAAAGUACUUUUUGGGAUUCGGCAUUGGAUGUUUAUAAUAAGGCGGGACAUAAUGGUGCAAGAAAACCGACUUCAGUUAUGGCAAGAUUUCAGAAAUUUUUACCUGGUUACUACGGUUCCAAAGGUGCAAGUAUUAUCCUUAAGACUCUCAUUUCUCUUUUCAUUGAUUCAAAGAAGUUAUCAUCGGAUAUGAUAAUUCCUCUAAAACCUUUGGAUUAUCUUGCCGAAGUUCUGGUACCUGAAACUGCUAUCAGGCUAAUAGCCGAAGAUCAGAAUAUCAAAUUAGAUGAAGCAAAAAAUGUGAUGGAAGACAGUGUAGAUUUUGGAUUGUAUGUUCACGAUGUAGAGGAUGAUGAUAUAGAAGUUCUUGUGAAUGAAAUAAUUCCCAAAUCCUUGUAA